Oncorhynchus kisutch (coho salmon) is the source of this 2936-nucleotide messenger RNA. RefSeq names its product trinucleotide repeat-containing gene 6A protein-like. Lineage: Eukaryota; Metazoa; Chordata; Actinopteri; Salmoniformes; Salmonidae. Gene Ontology annotation, cellular component: P-body; nucleoplasm. The record is from RefSeq and is a predicted model, not a curated record. Gene Ontology annotation, biological process: miRNA-mediated post-transcriptional gene silencing; positive regulation of nuclear-transcribed mRNA poly(A) tail shortening. Gene Ontology annotation, molecular function: nucleic acid binding.
GAACGUGGGGUGAUCCGCCAGGCCCCCCGUCUCUGUGGACAACGGGACAUCGGCCUGGGGGAAACCCAUGGAAACCAGCUCCACCUGGGAGGAGCUGAGAGACAGAGGGGACAGAGACAGAGGGGACAACUCUGCGACAGGAGGCUGGGAAGGACCUGGAGCACAGAACCACCACAAACCUGGUCCCAAGCCCAUGCAGCAGGAGAGUAGUACCUGGUGUGGGGAGGAGGUGUCGUGCCAGGCCAGUUGGGAACCGGAGGAGGAGCUGGAGAUCGGGAUGUGGAGCAACACCCCAAGUCACCGAGACCGGGACAGAGACGGUCACAGAGAGAACCACAGAGACCGGGACAGAGACGGUCACAGAGAGAACCACAGAGACGGCCACGGUCAGGACAACAGGAACAACGGGCCACAGCAACACAGCUGGAACUACAUGAAGAAAAUCCCUCCCAAGAUCAACAAAUCGGUGAACAAGCAGGAGGAUGCCUGGAUGAACCAGUUCGUCAAACAGUUCAACAACAUGAGCUACCCUAGAGACUCUCCUGAAGACUUGUCGAAGAGCAAUAAGAUGGAAGGAGGAGGGAUGAUGUCUGACAAGCGUAUGGAUGUGAACAUGGGAGAGUACAGUGGAGUGAUGGGGAAAAACUCAGCUUCCAGGCACCAGACCCACAAAGAGCCUUCCAUGGAGAGAAGCCCUUACUACGACAAGCUCUCCCUGCCGCUUUCUGCUUAUGAUCGCUCCGCCUCGGAGGAGCUCUCCUCCAAUCACGGCAUGAGCUUUUCCCCCUCCCACUCUGCUCAGCCUAUCCCCUCUCUCUGCUCAGGGCAGGCUCCCACCCACUCUGUCUCUGAGGCUGGUAGGCAGAAUGUAAACUCCAUGUACGGCAGCAGUGCAGUACCAUCUCAUAACGCUCCCCUCAACUCAGCCCAGAACAAUCUCCGUAACCAAGUGCCUCCACCCGUCCUGUCCUCUCAGGUCCCUCCCUCUCUCCUGAAGUACCCUCCCAGUGCAGGAGGCCCUGAACCGUUUGGUCCACAGCAAGUAGCUGUCCUCAACCAGCUGUCUCAACUCAACCAGCUGUCUCAACUCAACCAGCUUAACCAGUUACAGCGUCUCCUCCUCCAGCAGUCUCAGCAGCAGAAUCAGAGACCGAUGUCUGUUGGACAGCAGCAGAGUCACAGACCCAUGCCUGUGGGACGCCAGCAGGACCAGCAGGGCCGUCCUAUUGGUUCGUCCCAGUCGAUGAUGCAGCCUCCGCAACACCUCGACCACUCCCUCUUGAAGCAGAACCCCGCCCACCAGCCCCUCAAGUCCUACAUGGACAACUACAUGCCCCAGAAUGCAUCUGAGCUGCAGAAGGAUCCCAACCACAUGGGCUCCUUUACCAACUUCCCUUUAGGCUUGAACUCUAACCUGAAUGUAGGCCUUGACACGGGGUCUGGCUGUAAGGAGCCUCAGUCUCGUCUGAAGAAGUGGACGGCCUUGGACGUGUCCGUAAACUCACCUCUGGAGCACAAGCCUGGUGCCAUGUCGUCUGGGCUGCGUCUGGAGGAUUCUCCCUUCGGUCCCUAUGACUUCCUGUCUGCUGGCUCCGCCCCCCUAAGCUCUCCCGGCCAAUCAAUGGGUUCGGUGGGCGACAGCUGGCCCCCUCGUGCCAAAUCCCCCCAUGGAAACACCAAUGUUACCUGGCCCCCAGAGUUCCGGCCCGGGGAGCCAUGGAAAGGUUACCCCAACAUCGACCCUGAGACUGACCCUUUCGUGACCCCUGGUAGUGUCAUCAACAACCUCUCCAUCAACACCGUCCGCCACAUAGACCACCUCAGAGACCUGACAGGACCAUCCUCAUCUCUGAACACCACGAUGCCUUCUAACAGUGCCUGGUCAUCUAGUCGUGCCUCCAGCCACAGUGGUUCACUCACCAGUACAACACAAAGCACUACGGUCAGGUCCGGAGAGUCUAAAUGGUCUCCAGGAGGGUGCAACUCAUCUCUGGCCCAUGAGCUGUGGAAGGUCCCUCUGGCUCCUAAAGGUCUUUCAGCCCCUUCCCGCCCCCCUCCCGGCCUCACCAGCCACCCUCAGAAACCCCCUCCACCCUGGGGGGAAGCUCCUCUCCGCUUGGGGGGCUGGGGGCACUCUGACUCCAGAUACACACCUGGUUGUAGUUGGAGUGACGGUAGCAGCAGCUCAGGGAGAACCAACUGGCUCGUUCUCAAGAAUCUCACAACUCAGAUGGAUGGUUCUACUCUGAGGACUCUCUGUAUGCAACAUGGUCCUCUGAUUACAUUCCACCUCAACCUGCCGCAUGGUAAUGCUGUGGUAUGUUACAGCUCCAAGGACGAGGCAGCCAAGGCACAGAAGAGUCUGCACAUGUGCGUACUAGGGAACACUACCAUUCUGGCUGAGUUUGCCAGUGAGGAGGAAAUCAACCGCUUCUUUGCACAAGGUCAGUCAUUGGCCGCUGCCUCCCCGGGCUGGCAGGCCAUUGGCUCCUCUCAGAGCCGAAUGGGCGGAGCCUUGGAGGGUUCCCACCCCUUCCCCAGCCGCGCCCCGGAGCCCAGUCAAUGGAACGGCAGGACCCUCCAUAGCUCCUCCCUUUGGGGCGGGUUGAACUAUUCCACUAGCCUAUGGGGCGCCAGCGAGGGCGGGAGGAUCAACAGCCCUUCUCCAAUCAGCUCCUUCCUCCCCGUGGAUCACCUGACAGGGGGCGGGGACUCCAUGUAAAGCCCGUGUCAGUCGAGUGUCGCACGCUGGACAGCGUGACGACAGACUGAGUCGUCUGGAAUCGUUAUUAGUCUCAAAACACAAAGAAAAAAAUGUCCAAGACCAAAAAAACAAAAUGGCUCCUUCUCACUUACAAAUAUACAAGAAGGGGGUCACCCCGUGGAAAAUACAAACAGGAAGUAGGGGGGGGGGGGGUCACCCUGUGGAAAAUACA